This is a messenger RNA of Daphnia pulex (common water flea), 3154 nucleotides long. RefSeq names its product caspase-8-like. The record is from RefSeq and is a predicted model, not a curated record. Gene Ontology annotation, cellular component: cytoplasm. The transcript is spliced from 8 exons. The coding region runs from base 1432 to 2976 and encodes 514 amino acids. Gene Ontology annotation, biological process: apoptotic process; proteolysis. NCBI's taxonomy places the organism in Eukaryota, Metazoa, Arthropoda, Branchiopoda, Diplostraca, Daphniidae.
AAAUUUGUCUGCUUCUUUUUAUUUUGAGUUUGUUGCAGUUUUUCGUUUUUCUUAUCAUGUUUACACAUUGUUAUCGUUCGAUUUGAUAAAUUAGUAGUGAAAGUUUAUCGCUACUAAACCGAACUCAGUGCAAAUUCUUAAUGAUCACCAUUCUAGUCUGUAGUUCAAAAUAUUUUUUGUGACUCCAAUUAUCGUAACAACAAUAGACUACUGCCAUGGAAACUCUUGCAAUCAAGUUGAUUGAAGGUCUGUUGGAGGAACUGUCGAGGACAAAAUCACUUUCAGUUUCCUUAGCUGGACCAUUAAAAGAUUCAGCCACUGUUGCUUUGCCAACCUUCCUUGGUGGCUUAGCUGGUGGUCCUCUUGGAGCUGUCAUUGGAGCUGUCGCAGGCACAGGAAUCCUAGGUUUAUCACACGCUAUGGGAUAUGGCAAUUACAAACCUCUGAUGACAGCUUUAAGAGAGGACUUUACGGUAGAAGAGAGGAACAAUUUGUAUGAAAGACUAUGGGGAAGACUGAGUGGAUUUGUAGUCUGCCCUUUGAAUCAAGCCAUGGCUUAUUCAGCUCUAACUGAAUUGAGCAGAACUGUAGAGAAUAAUCCAGAAGUGAUGGAAAAUAUCAGAAAUGAGCUCAAAGAAACCCUCAGCAAAAAGAAUAUGAGUUUGGCCUAAAAAUGAAAUAAUUACUAUUUACUGUAGUUUUUAGAUGCCCCUUAUAAUUGAACUGCCCCUUUGAUUUGUGAUAUUGCAAGAGCUAAAAUCAUAUUAAAUAAUGAAUUUUUUGACACACAAUUUAUGCAACCAACAAUAAUUGUUUGAGAGUUUUGGCGCAUUAUUAAAUACACUAAGUGCAUCACCAAUUCAAGGGGAACUGUUUUUUAAGUUUUAGUUUAGUUUGACCUGAUGCAUAUCAUACGAAAAUCCAGUAAUUCUACCUAUUAGAUUAUACUUCCUUUAUUUAAUAAUGAACACCUUUAAUUUCUUCAAAUUCUCUUAUUUCGCAAUUCCCAAAUUUCAUUUCCUUAUCACGACUACUGAAUUGGGUUUUUCCCGAACAGUUUAUCUAAACAAAUGUCACAGUUCGGAUUUCGUUCAUUAGAUGGGUCUGCUUUCAGAGGUGAUGUCAGUAUCCAAGGCGCUAAGACUACCUAUAUUAUGAAGAAGUUUCCCCGCGAGCAAACUGUUGAGAGCAGUGGCUCAAAAGGCAGUGUACACGGUCACGGUUAUCUGUACAGUUCUCAAGGUUAUUAUCUUUUCGUCUGUUUGAUGUUCUGACGUUUGUUAGUGGCCAAGUGCGCAAAACACAUGAAAGUAAAAUUCCCCGUGCUUAGAAACAAGUAAGAAUUUCACGUAGUGAUUAGUUCGAUAUAAGAGAGUCCACUCUGGUCAUUUUCCUGUUGCAUUUUUACAUGCAAUCUCCAACAAGAGGAAAAUGUUUGAUUCAGUGGAAUCCGAUGCAACUCUCUUGUUGGAUGACUUUCGAAGUCCCCAAGGGAAGAUUGCAGACUCACUGUCUUUGAUUGAAAAUACCUUGGAGUGGUAUGACCACAUCUCUUGUGCAUUUCUUCUCUACGAGGACCCUCGCGAAGCCCUAGAAAAGAUUUCAACACUGCGAGAAAGUUACAACAAUAAAACAGAAUGGCGUCAAAUUGUUUUGACUCCGCUUUUCCGAUCGGACCGGCUAAACAGUGGCAACCUGUCGGAAAAACUCGGCGAAGUCAUUUUCUUGGUCAAACAUUACGGGCUGUUGAACAUGCUGGAAAUCGCCGUCAACUCGACAGCCAACAUUGAUCCUCUACGACUGCAAUUGUUUGAGAUGAUUGACAAAAUGGGCGAAGAACAAGCUACAUUGUGGGCUGAUCAAAUGUCUUCUGAGAAGGGAUUUCCUAAGAAUGAUUCCUCCUGGUGCCUCGAAAUGCACUGCCUCAGAUGGAUCGAAGAAGGACAAAUAUCCAAAGAACAUGAUCUUUCAGCCCUUUUGAUAGAACCUCCAACCGAGGUUGUCGUCGUUCCAGAAACACCCGAACAAGUUUUACCUUCUCCACUUAAAAAUGCCGUGGAAUCAAAUUUUCAAACUCCUGCCAUCCCCAAAGCCAAUCCGGCCGAUUCCAGCACAUUUCAAAUUUCGCGCGGACUUUGCGUCAUCGUCAAUCAGAUGAGAUUUUACGUCAAUCCGGAGCUCCUUCACAUGGGAGUGAGGGAGAAUCUUGCCUAUCGCUACGGAUCGGAUGCCGAUCGAGACAAGUUGUCGGAAACGUUCCGGAUGCUGGGCCACGACGUGGAAAUUUACGAAAACUUGACCAGAGAAAACCUUUUGAGGACGAUGGAGAAGAUUUCCAAAUACGAUUUCAGGCUUUACGACUGUCUCGUCAUAUGUUUCUUAACCCACGGCGAACGGGGAAUUCUUUUCUCGGCAGAUUCCAUUCCAAUCGAAUUAGAUCAAAUUAAAUCGUAUUUCAACGGAGCUAAUUGCCCCCAUCUGUUCGAGAAACCCAAAUUGUUUUUCCUGCAAGCCUGCCAAGGGCAAGAAAGUCAAAGGCGGAUUACUUACGACGAAAUUCAAGAUGACAGUAUUGUUCGACCGUCCAUUUCCAAUUUUUUCGAAGCGUGGGCUACUGUUCCAGGAUUUCUUUCAUACCGUUCAACCUACAAAGGUGCUGUGUUUGUUCGCGAAUUGUGCCACGUCUUACAGAUGUACGCGCACAUACCCAGUUUCGGAUUGUUUGAUCUGACAACCAAGGUGAACGACCGCGUCAGUCGAUGGGAAACGCCAGGUUUUAAAGUACAAAUGCCUUGCAUCGUAUCCUGCCUGACACGUGGAGUCCAUUUCAAGCGGGAUGAAGAUAAGCUCGUUGAAGCUGUCGUCGAUCAACUAGAAAGAGAAUUAAUGGAUCUAGCCAUCAUGUCAGCUACACGUUACAUGUGGAAAACAGAUCCUGCUACUCUACAGAAAACCAUAAACACAUGGAGAUCCUAACUUGUGGGACUUCAGCUAAACGCUAGGGUUUCUUACAAUUAAUCUACUGAGAAUUGUAACCAUCUCGAAGUGAUUGCCAAUGGUCUCGAUUUAAAUAUUUCGUGCACUGUGCGACAAUUAUGCGUCAAAGCAUUUAGUAACACAUUUUACGACAACAAAUACAAAAUAAUAUUGUGUA